CUCUUGUUAUUUUUCGUAGAAUUCGCUGCUUUUGGUCAAUUAGUACCAUUACAGUUAAUGUCUAUUGUGAUGGAUAUCCUGAACGUAUUCGUAUCAUCCUAUCAUGACAAUCUGGGCGAAUGGUUACAAUUCCUUCUGUUGAGGCUCCUUCAUAAGAGUGGAAUCGAGAUUUUGCCAACCCAACCGUUGAAUAUGGCUUUGAAAGCUGUCCGUACUACAUUCCGACCGGAACUUCAAUUAAUAGCUAUUUGCAAGAAUAUUCAGGAUCCCAUUCAAACACCGCCAGUGAAGGUGAAAGGUGCAACGCUUAACUAUUUGCAUGAAUUAUUACAAGGAAUGGAACAAGGAGCAAGUCUUAGUCGUGACGAAGUACGAGCAGCGGUUCAUAAGAUAUUUCAGUGGAUGGAGGAUCCAAAGAACGUUUCCAUUAAAGUUGCUUGUGAACGUGUAAUAUACGAUUUCUUCUCGUUGAACACUGCUGAUUUCUCGACGAUCCUUUCCAGCUAUCCACCACAGUGGCGUGAAUUUGCAUAUAGUCUGCUGAAGAAGAAUAAACCGAGGUCAGUACGGAAUGAACAAAAUCAUGCUCUUCAAACACUACAACAAAUGGUUAGUGAAGGUUCACUGACGACCUGGGAGGAGAAUUUCAAACCAAUCAUCUUACACAUUUUCAACGUACUGGCGGUGAACGAUAUAACGUUGAAGCGAAGUGCACUGAAGUUGCUUACGAAAAUCUGUGUUGCGCAGGCUACGAAGUUUUACGAUCUUGCUGAGAUGACCCUCUUCAAGGUGCUGGAUUCAAUUUCGGAAGAGGAAAAUCCCCAGCUUUUGAAUGUAGCUGAUGAAUGCCUGCGGACUUUAGCGACACACUUCCCGCUACACGUUGUCAUUCGUGCGACCAAGCCUAUUAUUAACGAUAAUCGAGUUGGUCCCGCUUUGAAAAUGUUAACUCGUCUCAUCGAGUCUCUAGAUGUUGAAGAGCUGACGGCUAGAUUACCAGAAAUAGCGCCGGGAGUUGUUAAUUGUUAUUCAAAUCCGCAGUCGAGUGUUCGCAAGUCGACUGUGUUCUGUUUGGUGGCUAUGGUGAACAAACUUGGUCGAGAGCCUGUAAAUCCGUACCUGGCCCCGCUUUCCAAUAGCAAAGUAAGCUUCAUCACUUUUUCAGAUUGCUCCACACAUAAAUUGAAGUUGUUGUUUACAUUGGUAACCGUCGGACUAUUUUAUUGA
Molecule: messenger RNA, 1227 nt
Organism: Haemonchus placei
Lineage: Eukaryota; Metazoa; Nematoda; Chromadorea; Rhabditida; Trichostrongylidae
Source: the annotation of a GenBank genome assembly